AUGUCAUUUUCGAAGGAAAGCUUCACCAAGAAGUUGUCUGUCUUGCAAGACACGCAAGAAUCUAUUGUUUCCAUAUCUCAGUGGGUGUUCUUCCAUCACAGACAUAGUAAAGAAUGUGCCAAAAUAUGGUCGGACUACAUCUUGACAGUUCCACCAACAUCGUCUGCCUCGGCAAAGAAAUUGUGUUUGUUAUACUUAUGUAACGACGUGGUUCAGAGAGCCAAGAGAAAGAGAAAGCAAGAGUUUAUCGAUGAAUUUGCCCUUAUAUUACCCAACGUAAUCAGAAAGACUUACGGCACAUUAGAUGCGGGAAUUAGACCAAAGUUGGACCGUUUGAUCAAUGUGUGGCAAGAGAGAUCGGUGUUCAACAAUUCUGACAUCCAAAAAAUGAGAGAUGCCGUCGAAUCUGUGAAGACCAGUGGUGGAAAGAUUGAUGAGCCUGCGCAAGCCAAAGCAGGAGCAUCUGGAGAAAUAGUGCCAGAGUUAAAACACUUGAACGAGCUUAUAAUUUCAUUGAAUCGCUUGAAUGAUAUAAGUCAAGCGAACUUGACUCAAUUUGGAAUUCAAUCCAAGACCUACUUGCCUCAGGACCCCUCGAAGUCGGACAAACUUCCUUCGCCCAAGGUGUACAUCUCCAAAUUGAACAUGUUGGAGAAGUUGAGCAAGUUAUCCAUAGUCAACAUUGAAGAACUCAAGAGUAUAAAGAAACAAAUCGCCAAGCAACUUGAGAGUUUGUCCAACGUCAUUUCGGAGGGUUGUAAGACGGACGACACCAAAGUGCUGAUCAUCAAUGAUAAAUUAAAUAGAUUAUACAGUACCAGAGAAGAGUUGCAGAGUAUCUUGAAUGAAGAUAGCAGUGCUUCAAAGAAGGAAGACGAGGAGCCAUCCCCAAGUUAUGACAACGAUAAUGCAGAUGAACCAAAUGCAGAUGAUGAUGACGAUGAUAUAUUACCUACCUACGAAAGCGACGAUGACGACGACGACGAUAAGGCUAAUAAUUCAGCCGAAGAAGUUAAAGAGGAGCCAACUCGAAAGAGAAGAGCGUCUCAAACCCCUUCAGGAGGCUCGACUCCUUCCAAGAGGGUAGCGUUUUCUGAGGAUAUAGAAGUCAAAGAAUUUGACCGUGAUGAUUCAGAGGUAGCCAAUGUUACCGACGCAAUUGAUUACGAUAACAACGAUGAUGGCGAGGACGAGUUUGAGGUGUCAAGUGAGUUUGAGCAACACCAUAAAGACGACUUGGAGUUGAAACACGAGCAUGACAGUGUCACCGAUGACGAUGGAGGCUACGAUCCGUCCUCGUCUGCGGAUGUUAUGAGCUUGCUUUCGAAGUUGGCUUAA
Molecule: messenger RNA, 1338 nt
Organism: Suhomyces tanzawaensis NRRL Y-17324
Lineage: Eukaryota; Fungi; Ascomycota; Pichiomycetes; Serinales; Debaryomycetaceae
Exons: 2
Coding region: 1-1338 (445 amino acids)
Biological process (GO): mRNA 3'-end processing
Cellular component (GO): RNA polymerase II, holoenzyme
Molecular function (GO): RNA polymerase II C-terminal domain binding
Source: RefSeq, a predicted model, not a curated record